Symbiodinium necroappetens is the source of this 261-nucleotide messenger RNA. NCBI's taxonomy places the organism in Eukaryota, Dinophyceae, Suessiales, Symbiodiniaceae. The record is from the annotation of a GenBank genome assembly.
AUGGCAGCUUCGAGCCAGGCGUCCAAGAUCGCUGGGGCUGUUGCUACAGGCGGAAUCGCAUUCGGCUUCUACUGGUUUGCAAAGCCGCGCUUCGAAGCUUUGCUGAUUCCGACGCCAUCUGCUCCUCGCAAACUGUACAGCGAGCAGGAUUUUGCGGCAAGUACAGAGUUUGCUGGUUCUCGACCCGGUUACGUUUACAAGAUGGACCACAGAGGCCUCGGCUACUACAAGGACAUGCCGGCAAGCAGUGUCACGCAUUGA